UCCCCGUCAUUCCCGCUUAAAUUCCACCUAGCCCGUACACGUGAGUCACGCCAACGUUUUCAAUACGUAAUAAGUGUGCAUUUUUAAUAGUAACGGUGUUCUGAUUUAAAAAAUAAUAAUAAUAAAUAAAAUAAAAUAAAAUAAAAGAAGAAGAAGAAGAGAAAAUUUUUAUUUUUUUUAAUAAUCUGAUAAAUUGCCAUCAGCCUUCCCCCACGUCAUCAACGGUUGAGUGGGCCUUUCUCUAUAAAUAGGAGGAUCCGCUUCUUGUUUCACUAACCUCACCUUAGCUUUCUCAAAUUCGCCAACUGAACGAUGGAGCUUCCUCCUACGAGCCCAUGGCCAUUUUGGUCAUUUUUCCUCCUCAUAAUCCUUCUCUCUUCCAUGGACGUUCCAUGGUUGUUGGGAUCUGCCGCUAACUUCUCCAACGAAACCGAUCACCUUGCUUUGCUACACUUCAAACAUCUAAUAACCGACGAUCCUCUCAAUUCCUUGAGCUCUUGGAACCAUACUCUCCACUUCUGCCACUGGCAAGGAGUCACAUGUGGUGGUCGCCGGCAUCCUCAAAGGGUCACAGCCCUGGAACUCACAGCCCUCAACUUGGUGGGCCCCAUAUCUCCCUACAUAUCAAACCUCACCUUCCUCAGGUUAAUCGAUCUUGAAAACAACAGCUUCCAUGGCACAGUUCCUGAAGAGAUUGGCCGUUUGUCCCGUCUGCGCGUUCUCGAUCUCGUCAACAACAUAUUCACUGGAGAAAUUUCAGCAAAUCUGACUCGCUGUUCAGAACUCACAGGCAUCGAUCUUUACGGGAAUCAGCUCGUAGGGAAAAUCCCAGUUGAGUUUGGCUCUCUAUCAAAACUCACCAUUUUAAGCAUUGGUCACAACAAUCUUACAGGAAGCAUUCCACCUUCACUUGGAAACCUUUCAUCUCUCACUAUCCUUUAUCUCUCGAUAAAUAAUCUGGAGGGCAGUAUCCCAGAUGACCUUUCUAAAUUGGUGAGAUUAACGGAUCUUAGCCUAGAUGAAAAUGAACUGUCAGGUACGAUCCCGCCUUCGCUAUAUAAUCUCUCCUCUAUUGAAACUUUGGACGUAGCAGCAAACAGAUUGAAUGGAAAUCUUCCUCCUAACUUAGGUUUCACUCUUCCUAAUCUCCAACAGCUUUAUGCUGCAAUAAACCAUUUCACAGGACCCAUACCAGUUUCAUUAACCAAUGCUUCAGGACUUGUACUUAUUGAUUUUGGUCUCAAUAACUUUAGCGGAUCUGUGCCGCUGAAUUUUGGAAGACUGAAGGAUCUCUCGAUCUUAGAUAUGGGUGCUAAUGAACUUGGAUUUGGGAAAGCUCAUGACUUGAGUUUUCUUGAUUCCUUGACUAAUUGCAGUAACUUACAAGAAAUGGACCUAGGCGGAAAUCAUCUCGGUGGUGCAUUGCCGAACUCCAUAUCUAAUCUUUCCACCCAACUGAGAUGGCUAUCUUUCGCAGCGAACAAGAUAUCGGGAAUCAUACCAUCUGGGAUUGAGAAUCUUGUCGGGUUAACAAGAUUGGACAUAAGGGAGAACGUUUUAACGGGUUCUAUUCCCAUCGGUAUUGGGAAUCUUAACAAGGUGGUGGAACUGGACUUGAGUAUAAAUGAAUUAUCAGGGCAAAUUCCAUCUUCAUUGGGCAACCUCACCAGUUUAUCCGAACUCCAUUUAUUUGGAAACAAGCUAUCAGGGAGCUUACCUUCAACUCUUGGUAAUUGCAUAAACCUGCAAUUCAUAUACAUCGAAAACAAUAGCUUUAGCGGUAGCUUACCCAAACAACUUUUCAGCAUUCCAUCUCUAAUUGAACUCAAAGCUCAAAACAACUUUUUUACUGGUUAUCUGCCACAUGAAGAUGGUUACUUGAAAGUUCUUGGAAGACUUAUUGUUUCUAAUAACAAAUUGUCAGGCGAAAUUCCAAGCUCGCUAAGCAAUUGUCUAAGCCUAGAGUAUCUCUUCUUAGAUGGUAAUUUCUUUCAAGGAUCAAUUCCUCCAACAUUUGGUACUCUAAGAGGCCUUCAAUACCUCGAUCUUUCGCGCAACAACUUGUCUGGAGAGAUUCCAAAAUUCGUAGAGAACCUUUCUGCCUUGCAGUAUCUAAAUCUAUCUUUCAAUAAUUUCGAGGGUGAAUUACCAGAAAACGGGAUAUUUCAAAAUGCCAGUGAAGUUUCAGUGCUUGGAAAUAGUAAGCUUUGUGGGGGUAUUCGCCAAUUUCAAUUGCCAGCAUGCUCCAGCCAAGCUUCUAAGAAACAGGGGAUGUCUCUUGCCUCAAAAAUAAAAAUCACAGUAAUUGGUGUUGUCAUGGGUCUUAUUUCAUUAUCAUGUUUCUUGAUUACUCUUUAUUGGGUUCGAAAGUCAGCAAGGAAACCUGUUGCUAUGCCUUCCGUGGGAGAUCCUUUCAUGAACAUAUCUUAUAUAGAGCUCUUUAGAGCUACUGAUGGCUUCUCUUCUGCAAAUUUGAUUGGCACUGGAAAUUUUGGUUCUGUAUAUAAAGGAACUCUUGAUCGAGAUGGAACUGUUAUCGCAGUUAAAGUCUUCAACUUUCAGCAACAAGGAGCUCUUAGGAGUUUUAUGGCCGAAUGUGAAGCCUUGAGAAACAUUAAGCAUCGAAAUCUUAUUAAAAUCUUUACUUGUUGCUCAAGCAUUGAUUUUAAGGGCGAUGAGUUCAAGGCUUUAGUUUUCGAGUAUAUGCCUAAUGGAAAUCUGGACGAGUACUUGCAUAGAGAUGGGCACCACGGGUUGAGAAGAAAUUUAAACUUUAUUCAAAGGCUAAAUAUAGCUAUCGAUGUGGCUUCUUCAUUGGAUUAUCUACAUCACCAGUGCCAAACACCGAUCGUCCACCGUGAUUUAAAACCGAGUAAUAUUCUUCUUGACAAUGACAUGACUGCUCAUGUGGGUGACUUCGGGUUAGCCAGGUUCUUAUCUCAAGUUACUCAAAGCAGCUCGGUUGGUGUAAAGGGAUCUAUUGGGUACAUUGCUCCAGAGUAUGCAUUGGGCGGUAAAGCGUCUACACAAGGAGAUGUUUACAGCUAUGGAAUCCUUUUAUUGGAGAUGAUAACAGGAAAGGGCCCAACUGAUAACAUGUUUAAAGAUGAUCUAAGCCUUCAUCAUUUUGCUAAGUUGGCGUUGACUGAACAAGUAAUGGAGAUUGUAGAUCCAUUUCUCUUUGAAGAAGCUGAAGCUACUCAAGGCAGCGGAAAUCAUAUCAAUAUAAGAAAUAGAAUGCGCAAUGGAUUGAUUUCCAUGGUUAAAAUUGGUGUGUUGUGUUCUGUGGAAUCUCCAAGAGAGCGAAUGUUGAUGAAAGAUGUUGUCAUGGAAAUGCAUGCAAUCAAGGACAUAUAUCUUGGGGUCAGGAUUCACCGAGUCAAACAAGUUAGGUCACAACAGUUAGGUGAAGGUCCAUCUUAUCUCAGUCAUUACUGAGACGUUAUUGGUAGUUUGUUGGGAAAUAUUUGAAAAUAAAAGAAGUUUCUUGAAUACUUUUCUUAAUAAGCUUGUACUGAUGGUGCAUACAUGGGAAGAUGUCUUUCUUUUCCUAUGUUUGA
This is a messenger RNA of Magnolia sinica, 3560 nucleotides long. Its product is annotated as putative receptor-like protein kinase At3g47110. Gene Ontology annotation, biological process: protein phosphorylation. Gene Ontology annotation, molecular function: protein kinase activity; protein binding; ATP binding. NCBI's taxonomy places the organism in Eukaryota, Viridiplantae, Streptophyta, Magnoliopsida, Magnoliales, Magnoliaceae. The transcript is spliced from 2 exons. Bases 313 to 3438 code for a protein of 1041 amino acids. The record is from RefSeq and is a predicted model, not a curated record.